Messenger RNA from Rotaria sordida, 279 nucleotides. The record is from the annotation of a GenBank genome assembly. Lineage: Eukaryota; Metazoa; Rotifera; Eurotatoria; Philodinida; Philodinidae.
AUGAAUAAUAUUGAUCAUUUAAUUAACGAACAAAUGAAACAAAUUAUUAAUAAUAUUUUAUGGAAAAUAAAAGAAGAUAGUAUAAAAUUAGAUGAAAAUUUAUUAGAAUAUUUAUUAAAAAAAAAUUAUACAUGGUUAUUACCAUCAAUAGCAUAUUAUAAACCAUUAUUAGUUAUGAAUUAUAUUAAUAAAAAUGAAACACUUAUUGAAGAUUUUAAACAAUUAAAAAUAUGUUCAUUAAGUGUUGAAUUUCUUAAUGAAAUAUUAAAUAAUGAAUAA